Molecule: messenger RNA, 795 nt
Organism: Spathaspora passalidarum NRRL Y-27907
Lineage: Eukaryota; Fungi; Ascomycota; Pichiomycetes; Serinales; Debaryomycetaceae
Product: putative amidotransferase
Exons: 1
Coding region: 1-795 (264 amino acids)
Cellular component (GO): cytosol; nucleus
Source: RefSeq, a predicted model, not a curated record
AUGACUGUUGAAAAUCAAGACAAUGUCUCUCAUGUCGCUGUGUUAGUGUUAGACACUCCUAUCCCUAACAUAACCGAAAAGUACGGAGACUUCGGUGACAACACCAAAGAUCUCCUUUCCAAACAUACAACUACUAAAAUUAAAAAAUACUACCUUGCUUAUUCUACAUCUCCUGAAGAAUAUUUAACUCAAUUACAAUCCACGUAUAAGGAAUUAGAAGCAGGAAUUAAACAAGGGUAUAUUACCGGUUUAGUGCUCACUGGGUCAAGAAGUGACGCGUUCGGAGAAGAACCUUGGAUCAAAUUGCUCGAUGAGUUCAUUGUAAAUGUCAUUAUACCACUGAAAGUUCAAACCGCAGGCAUUUGUUUUGGUCAUCAAAUCUUGUGUAAGAACCUUGGUGCAAAAAUAGGAAGAAAUGAAAUUGGUUGGGAAGCCGGAACUACUCCAAUCGAAGUUAACCCGGAACUAAAGAAAAAUUCUCCAUUCUCUGGCUUGUCCAAGUUUAAUAUGGUGGAAUUUCAUCAAGAUAUCGUGUAUGAAUUACCUCCCGGAUGUGUGUCUAUUGGAUCAACCGAUAAAUGUAACAUCCAAGGCGUGCUUUCACCCAACUUAUUAACUUUCCAGGGCCAUCCUGAAUUCACUACUGAACUAGCAUUAGAUUUGCUCAAGUAUAAAUUUGAACAUGGUCUUUUAACCAAACAGGAAUACGAACACUACAAAUCCCAAACCGUAACCUUCCCCAAUCAAGGAACUGAGAUUGGUGAAAUAAUCGCCAAAUUUUUAAAUAAAAACUAA